Molecule: messenger RNA, 183 nt
Organism: Penicillium samsonianum
Lineage: Eukaryota; Fungi; Ascomycota; Eurotiomycetes; Eurotiales; Aspergillaceae
Exons: 1
Coding region: 1-183 (60 amino acids)
Source: RefSeq, a predicted model, not a curated record
AUGCCGAGCCAGAGCAAAUCAAACCAAAACACGCACGACGAAAUGAAUUUCAAGACAUUGAUCUCCGGUGAAGUCCGCAAGCCCAUCGUCAAUAUGCAGGUGGGACUAGUAAAGUAUCUGAGCGCGGGCAGCCCGAGCUUUGGCUACGAGUGGAUGCUCCAGUCAAUAAUAAUACUGACUUAG